AUGUCCUUACUGACACCAGGGGAUGAAGAUGAACCAGAGCGUUUUGAUGGUCUUUCUCUCUUAUACUGGACUAUUAUGGGCCCACAUGGAAUCAAUCGAGCUGUUCACCGCAUUUCUUUUUCUGAUUGUCAAAAUGGAUUAGGAGUUAAAAUUAUUGGAGGUUAUCGGGCACAAACAGCAGAAGAUUAUGGGAUUUUCAUAAAGAGAAUUCUGCCUGGAGGGGUUGCUGCUGUAGACAGCCGUUUGCUCACUGGUGACCUCAUUUUGGAUGUCAAUGGAGAAAACUUAAUUGGAGUAACCAAUGAAAAGGCUGUUGACAUCUUGAGAACAGCAUCAGCAUCUAAUCACAUGUCUCUGCUUGUUGCCAGAGAUGAAGAAGCAAAGAAAGAAUACGACCUGAUGGAUAAGUGCUCUCACAGUGGUACCAGCUCUGCAAGUUCUCCAACACAACUCCUGGAUGCAAAAUCUACAGACAGCAUCUCUGGCUCAUCCUCGAGGUCACAGAGUCCUCAGUUGCAUCCAAGGAUAUAUCAUGGGCCAUGAGCAGAAACAGUUUCUGUCCCAGCACCAUCUUCAAAGCUGGCAAAGGAUAGUGCGUUCAGAUCAUCCUCUGUCUGCAAAGGAACAACUGGUUUGAAUAUUGUAGGAGGAAUUAAUAGAAAUGAAGGGCCCUUGGUGUAUAUUCAAGAAAUUAUCCCUGGUGGUGAUGAUGGACGACUGAAGCCUGGAGAUCAACUUGUGUCCAUAAACAAGGAGUCAAUGAUUGGUGUUUCCUAUGAAGAGGCAAAAAGUAUAAUCAACAGAACAACAGUGAGGUUUGAAAGUUUUUGGGAGAUAGCUUUCAUUAGACAAAAAAAUAUUCCCAGUUAUUCAGAGAAUCUGCAACGUCCUUCCAGCCUCAUGAGGUCUUCUGUAGCAUAUGGACAGCAGCAGCCUGCACUUAGUCCUGUUACAUCUCCUAGUGGGAAACUUGGAUCCAUGGCCACUCCAAAUGCUAUGGAAACAGGAGUCAAGGUGGGAGAGCAAUCUCCAGACCGCAGUCUCACUGAUGCAUCUGCCACUGUUAUUGCCUCCAGCCAGAAUGAGUAUUAUGAGCUGCAAGGAAAGAACUCCACUGUUCGUCUGAAAACAGAAAAGCUGGAGAGGGCAUUGAAUUAUCUUGGGAUUCAGCUCACAGAUGAACAGCAGCAAGCCCUAAGGCAGCAACUUCAGAAAGAUUCUAAAGGAACAGUCUCUUUUGGAGAUUUCCUUGAGGUUUCAAAGCAUCUGUUUUCUGUCCAGUUGAAUGAAGCAGAUGAUGACCAAAAAUCUGUAACAUUUGGUGUCAAUGAAAUCACUGACUUACUGGAAUCACAGUUUGUAACCUGUGAUUCUCUGGAGGAUGACAUGGAAAAUCUUAAGAAAGAAAAAAAUGAAGCUUUAAAGGAAAUUAGCAAAUUAAAGGAAAAAUUGUCUGAAUCUGUGAGUUUACAGAAACAGUUAACAGAGGAGCUACAGAUAGUCAAGCAAGAAGCCAAGGCAGCUGUAGAAGAGACCAGAGCCCUGAGGAGCAGAAUUCAUCUUGCAGAAGCUGCCCAGAGACAGGCUCGUGGGAUGGAGAUGGACUAUGAAGAAGUAAUUCGCCUCUUGGAAGCUGAAAUUGUAGAGCUGAAGGCUCAGCUCACAGAUCAUUCUGGCCAAAAUAAAGAUAACAUCCAAGACUUGAGAAAGAGAGUUACAGUGCUCGACUGCCAGCUGAGGAAAUCAGAAUCCUCCAGGAAGACCUUUGAGGUGGCUACUGAAAAAUUGCUACAAUUUGUAGAGGUUGUGCAUGAAAUCCUUUCAGAUAACUCUGCUUCCUCAACAGUACUAAGUGACAGAAGACCAGCAUUGUCUACUAAAGCACUUCUUGCACGGUUGAGAAGGAUUGAACCUAAAGCCACCACAGCCCUUGCAGCAGAAGCCAGAGACCUUGCCAAGUCUGUCCGUGCCAUUUUGGAAGUGGAUUGUCUGCCUUAUGGAUGGGAAGAAGCUUAUACAGCAGAUGGGAUCAAAUACUUUAUCAACCACGUGACACAGACAACAUCAUGGAUCCACCCUGUAACAAGUGCACUCAGCUUGCUUUGCUCUGAGGAUGAAGAAGAUGGAAUCAGAGAUCUUCCUGGGUCCAAGAGCUGAGGAUAUUUGUUGGCAGAAAGUAUUUUGCCCAGUUUCUGUACAGUAGUGAGAAGAUGCACCCUUUUAAAUCUAUAGACUUUCUAGUCCAUGUCAUAGUACCUGAUGAUGUUUCUCCCCUUCAGGUCUGAGGAAGUUCUGCCAGUCUUAGGUAGGUUUAUAGAUGCUGCAAAAGAUGCAGGUGUUGCACAAGGCUCCCUUCAGUUCUUACUCUGUUUCAGUGCAGGGAUCAGACCUAUCCUGACUUCUCUACUGGCAUAACUUCACUGACCUGGAGUGAAUUUUUCACAGCUUUGACCACCAUGAGAGCUAAGAUUGGGCCAUUGUUUGUCAUUUCCCAUGGUAGAUUCCAGGUAGUUGUUGAUGGAAGAAUGCAAGGUGAGGCUUUUCCUUCUUUUAACCAGUGCUGGUGAGUAUAAUGUAGAUAUCUUUUCUUUAACAACUGAAAAUUUUUAUUUUUUGUGGAAGAAAUUUGCAAAUAAGUUUU
Messenger RNA from Calypte anna (Anna's hummingbird), 2641 nucleotides. RefSeq names its product syntaxin binding protein 4 (gene STXBP4). Gene Ontology annotation, molecular function: syntaxin binding. NCBI's taxonomy places the organism in Eukaryota, Metazoa, Chordata, Aves, Apodiformes, Trochilidae. The record is from RefSeq and is a predicted model, not a curated record. Gene Ontology annotation, cellular component: cytoplasmic vesicle. Gene Ontology annotation, biological process: regulation of insulin secretion involved in cellular response to glucose stimulus; insulin receptor signaling pathway.